This is a messenger RNA of Racocetra persica, 622 nucleotides long. NCBI's taxonomy places the organism in Eukaryota, Fungi, Glomeromycota, Glomeromycetes, Diversisporales, Gigasporaceae. The record is from the annotation of a GenBank genome assembly.
AUGUACUUAGAUAGAGAAUCAAAUUUAAAAAAUGUGGAUAAAAUAUUAGGACGAUAUCUAGACGAUUCAAAUUUCGCUGGAACUUAUAUUGAUGUAAAAAAUAAUUCUGUAAUAAUUUAUACAGUAAAUAUGAAUAAGAAGAAUGAUAUAAUUUCUAAACCUGAUGUGAGAGAAUAUGAAAGGCUUUUGGACUUUAGACAAGUAAGGAAAUCUUUGGCUCGUUUAAAAUCCUCGUUUAACGAAUUAGCUACAAUAGCUAAGCAGAAUAAACCAAAAGGCAUAUUCACUAGCAUUCAGCCAAGAUUCAAUAACAUCGUUGUAAUUGUAUCUCGGCCACCUGGUCAACAUUCUCGAGCUUUUAUAGGAACUGCCAAGCGACUUGGUGCGGAUAUAUAUUCUUCUUUUCACGAUACUGCACCACUUACUAAUAGGGGCCUAGGCAAAAGGAAUAGAAUGAAUAAAAACCUUCGACCAUCAACGAAUAUAAGGAAUGAUCAAAAUGCUUCAUAUCCUGAAUUAACUCUCAUUGAUGGUCCACCCGUAUCUAGCCAUGGUGAUGGAAACUUUGAGUCAAACUUAAUCUUUAUAGACAAGAUGUCAUCCGUCGGUGGUGAAAGUGGAG